AUGUCUUCCAACCGGUAUCCCACCAGGUCGUCCCGGAGACUCCAAUGCCAAAAGGCUCUCACGGACCACAUAUACCAACGUCUCAGCAAGAGAAUCGAUCCGAAGCAUGUCCGGCUGCAACCCCGCCCCGAUGAUCCGUACCGAUGGGUUGUGCCCGAGACACUACGUGCCACAUUCAAGAAGAACCUCAGCCGCUGCGCUGUCGAGCUAUUACCGGCAAUCGAAGAAGCCCUGAAGAAUGGCAGUGUUCAGGCUGUGGAGCCGCACACGUUGCCAAGCCACGAGAGCCCCGUUGGCAUAUCUGCUCCGAAGCCUCGAGAAUCCGACGUUUAUGUCUUGAUCGACAACGGGGCGAAUGGCGGGGCUGUCCGUGAUGAGAGCUCCACGGCUACCAUUCGCAAGCUUGAGCAAGAAAACGAGGCGCUACGCUCCGAACGGCAGAGAAUCAACGAAUCUCACGCACGGGAAUUGCUUGAGGAACGAGGACACCGGGAUGCAGAACGACGUGCGCUGCAGGAAGAGAACGAGCGAUUGAAAUUGUCUUGUGCCUCGUUGCAAGCCGGCAUCUGCCAUGCGCUGGAUCAGGUGGGCCAGAUUCAAGGACUUCUUUCCAAGUCCGCGGGUAUCCUUUAG
This is a messenger RNA of Aspergillus luchuensis, 633 nucleotides long. RefSeq lists its product as uncharacterized. The record is from RefSeq and is a predicted model, not a curated record. The coding region runs from base 1 to 633 and encodes 210 amino acids. NCBI's taxonomy places the organism in Eukaryota, Fungi, Ascomycota, Eurotiomycetes, Eurotiales, Aspergillaceae. The transcript is spliced from 2 exons.